Messenger RNA from Rhopalosiphum maidis (corn leaf aphid), 4449 nucleotides. RefSeq names its product probable multidrug resistance-associated protein lethal(2)03659. The record is from RefSeq and is a predicted model, not a curated record. Gene Ontology annotation, molecular function: ATP hydrolysis activity; ATP binding; ABC-type transporter activity. The coding region runs from base 227 to 4285 and encodes 1352 amino acids. The transcript has 27 exons. Gene Ontology annotation, cellular component: membrane. Gene Ontology annotation, biological process: transmembrane transport. NCBI's taxonomy places the organism in Eukaryota, Metazoa, Arthropoda, Insecta, Hemiptera, Aphididae.
UUUCACCUGUCUAUAUCGAUCCGGAAACUAAUAAUCAUUGAUAACGAUUACAGAAAUAUUAUUAAUUCCCUACAAACAGUACACCUCGAGAACUUACAGUAUGCGUACAUAUAUUUUGUGACCCUAACCUAUAUAUACUAAACAUGGAUAUAGAAAUUAGUGAAGUUUUCUAAUCGCGACGUGGAAAUUUUAUUUAGGGGAAGAAUAAUUUAUUUUUAGAUUAAAAAUGGAAGCUGCAGGCAAUAAAAAAAAACAACUACCAAAUCCACGAGCUAAAGCAAACAUCUUCGAAGUCUUUACAUUUAGCUGGAUUUUAAACUUCUUUAAAACGGGACAAAAGAGAAAUUUGGAGACCAAUGAUUUGUACACUCCGCUUAACGAUGACAAGUCAUCAUUAUUAGGAUUAAAAUUCGAAAAGAUAUGGAAAAUUGAAGUCGCUAAUGCAAAAAGUACAAAUCGGGAACCUAGUUUAUCAAGAGUUAUAGUACGAACGUUUUUUGGAAAUAUCUUAUUUAAUGGAUUAGUACACGUCUUCACAGAAAUGAUAUUAAGAAUGAUUCAACCUAUACUCAUUGGAAGGCUGUUAGCAUAUUUCAACCACAGUGAGUCAAAUAUCAUAAACUCAGUACAAGCAUAUAUGUACGCAUCCGGUCUAUUGUUAAAUAUGUUAGCUAUCAUAUUGUUGUAUCAUUAUUCGCAAGUGGAAAUGAUGCACCUUGGAAUGAAGAUCAGAGUUGCAUGUUGCUCAGUGAUAUAUAAAAAGGCAUUAAAAUUAAAUGGAACUUCUCUAAGUGCAACCACGGUCGGUCAAGUAGUAAAUUUGAUAUCGAAUGAUGUAAACCGGAUUGAUAUAGCAUUUAAACAUAUACACUAUUUAUGGGUCGGACCCCUUCAAAGUAUUUUGGUAACUUAUUAUUUAUGGCAAGAAAUAGGUCUAUCAUCAAUAAUUGGAAUAACUGUAUUUCUUGUGCUUGUUCCGUGGCAAGGCUGGUUGGGGAAGAAAACAUCAGACUAUCGAUUAAAAACAGCCCCUAGCACUGAUGAAAGAGUAAAACUAAUGAAUGAAAUAAUUUCAGGCAUUCAGAUUAUUAAGAUGUACACGUGGGAGAAACCCUUUGCGUUACUUGUAAAAUAUGCAAGAAAGAUUGAAAUUGAACAGAUCAAAGAAGCGUCGUGGAUUAAAGUAUUUUUGCAAUCAUUCAGAAUAUUUCAUUUUAGGUUUGCAUUGUUUAUAAGCAUUUUAUCAUAUGUCUUAUUAGGAAAUAACAUAAAUACACAACAAGUUUUCGUUAUAAUAUCAUACUAUGGUAUAUUAUUUACAAUGACAGUGUGCUUCCCUCAAGGUGUUAUAACACUAGCUGAGAUGCUGAUAUCCAAUAAACGUAUUCAGUCGUUUCUACUACAAGAUGAAAAGGAGAAACACAAUAAACCAUUAUUAUUAAAAUCAGAAACAACAUCAAAAAAUGGUAUAGAAAUGUCAAAUAUUAACAGCGACAAUAACACAGAAAACGGAACUAGUAAUGAAAAAGAUAUGGAUCAAUUGGAUAAUUUUGGAAUAGACGUUUUAAACGCUUCGGCUAAAUGGAUACUCAAUCAACCCGAAAACUCUUUAAAUAACAUUAACUUAUCUGUUAGACCAGGGCGAUUGGUUGCAAUCAUUGGGCCCGUAGGAGCCGGAAAAAGUUCAUUGAUCCAAGCGAUCUUACGAGAAUUACCACUUUGCGAAGGCAGUAUUUCCGUAUGCGGUACAUUGUCAUACGCGUCUCAAGAGCCAUGGUUGUUUAACGGUUCAAUUCAACAAAACAUACUUUUUGGUUCACCGAUGGAUUAUAAUCGUUACGAAGAAGUUAUAAAAGUAUGUGCAUUGAAAACCGAUUUUAAACAACUGCCUUAUGGUGACAGAUCUUUAGUAGGAGAAAGAGGAGUUUCGCUUAGUGGAGGUCAAAGAGCGAGAGUGAAUCUAGCGAGAGCUAUAUAUAAACAAGCCGAUAUUUAUUUGUUAGACGAUCCACUAUCCGCUGUUGAUACACACGUUGGAAAACAUAUAUUUGAAAAAUGCAUUAAGGAUUACCUGAAAAAAAAAACCUGUAUUCUCAUUACUCAUCAAAUACAAUACUUGUCGAGCGUUGACCACAUUGUUUUGAUGGAAAAUGCGAAUAUAUUAGCCGAGGGUUCGUAUCAAGAACUUCAAUCAUCUGGUUUAGACUUUACAAAAUUGUUGAAGUCAUCGGAUGAGACAGCUGAUAGUGAAAUUGAUGAUACAAAAGCAACUAUUAAUAACAGCGUGGAGCAAUUAUCAAGUUUAUCUCGUCAAGGUUCUAUUGGAAGUAUUUCAUCGUCUAUUGAUGAUGAUAAAUUAAACGAAACUCGAGCAGAACCCAUUGAGGUGGCUGAAACCCGGUCUUUUGGAAACGUUUCACGUAGUAUUUAUUUGUCUUAUAUUUCUGCCGGAGGAAAUGCUUUCACAAUAGCAUUUUUAUUAUUCAUAUGUAUAUUCACUCAAAUACUUGGUACUGGUGGAGAUUAUUGGAUAAGUUAUUGGGUUAAUCUAGAAGAUAACGUUUUUCGUAAUACAGAGAGUAAAUCUAUGAAUAUCAGUAAUUUCAUUACAGGCGCAUUAUUUGAUACACCUAUGGUAAUAUCACGAGAGUUUUGUGUUAUAAUAUACUCUAUUAUAAAUAUAGCUCUACUAGUAGUUAUUGUCAUACGAUGUGCUAUGUUUGUAUCAGUUCUAAUGAGUGCUUCUAUGAAUUUACACAACAAUAUGUUCAACGCCAUCAUCAGAGCCACAAUAUAUUUUUUCAAUACAAAUCCAUCAGGUAGAAUUCUUAACCGGUUUACAUACGAUAUUGGUGCUAUUGAUGAAGUAUUGUUAAUGCCUUUAUUGGAUUUUGUCUCUAUAGCAUUGCAACUUCUAGGAACUCUUGUGGUGGUUGGUAUAAUAAAUGUUUAUCUUCUUAUACCGACCUUCAUCAUAGGAUUGAUGUGUUAUUCUACUGUUUAUUUUUAUUUAUCAACAUCACGAAGUAUUAAACGUUUGGAAGCUGUUUCUCGUAGCCCUGUGUAUGGAUAUUUGAAUGCGUCGCUCCAAGGAAUAUCUACUAUCCGAGCAUUUCAAACUGAGGACGUUUUGAGUAAAGAAUUUGAUGAUCAUCAAGAUUUACAUUCUUCGGCUUGGUAUUUAUUUAUAUCAUCAAGUGAAGCAUUUGGAUUUUCGUUGGACAUAAUAUGCUUUAUUUAUAUAUGUAUUUUAACUUUUAGUUUCUUAAUCGUAAACAAUGGUAACUUUGUGGGAGAUGUUGGAUUGGUCUUAACUCAAGCAAUUAGUAUGACGGGUGCUCUCCAGAGAGGAAUAAGACAAUUAAUUGAAUUAGAUAACCAAAUGAUAUCUGUUGAAAGAGUAAUUGAGUAUACAAAUGUUGCACAAGAAGCUGCUCUUGAAUCUUCCCCGGAUAAAAAACCAUCAAAUGAAUGGCCGGAUAAAGGUCAAAUCGUGUUUGACAAUUUUUAUCUACGUUAUAGUUUAGAUGCAGCUCACGUUUUAAAACAUCUUAAUAUACAAAUUCAGGCAAUGGAAAAAAUUGGAAUUGUAGGUCGAACUGGUGCAGGAAAAUCGUCGUUGAUAGGAGCGUUAUUUAGAUUAGCUCUCAAUGAGGGCAAUAUCACUAUCGAUGGUAUAGAAAUUCACGAAAUUGGAUUACACGAUUUACGUUCCAAAAUUUCAAUAAUUCCUCAAGAACCAAUUUUGUUUUCGGGAUCAAUGCGAAAAAACCUAGAUCCCUUAAACGAAUACCCAGAUCAUGCCCUUUGGAAUGCUUUAGAAGAAGUGGAACUCAAAACUAUUGUAGAAGAUUUGCCCGACGGUCUGAACUCAAAAAUGUCAGAAGGCGGAUCAAAUUUCAGUGUAGGCCAAAGGCAAUUAGUGUGUUUAGCCAGAGCUAUAGUGCGUUGUAAUAAAAUCCUCGUGCUAGACGAAGCUACCGCCAAUGUCGAUUCACAGACCGAUGCUUUGAUUCAAAAAACGAUAAGAAAUAAAUUCCGGUCAUGUACAGUAUUAACGAUCGCUCAUCGUCUGAACACAGUUAUGGAUUCUGACAGAGUGCUUGUUAUGGACGCUGGAACAAUUGUCGAAUUCGACCACCCAUAUAAGUUGUUGAAAAAUAAAGAUGGAUUUUUUUACAAAAUGGUAGAACAAACGGGGUCAGAAACGUUUGAUUUUUUAUAUAAAAUUGCAGUUGAGAACUUCAUGAAUAUUGCUCAAGAAAACAACAAAUUUACCACAUGAUUAUUAAGGUUUAGGUGAUCUUAAAAGUACAUAAAUGGUUAUUAGAUAGAAUUAAUUAUUGUUUCUUAUAUUUACUCGGUAAAUUCCUUGCACUACCGACUUUAUAUUAGUUAUAAUGAAUUUUAUUAAUUUUUUAUUUACUUUAUGUCUUAAAUUUUGUUUUU